CUUUUAGCCAUUAACAACCUUCCAACUGAAUCAUCAUGCUCCCAGUUGAUGACUUUAAUUAACUCGACCCAACUCAGUGCAUACUUGUGUUUGUUUUGUGUGUAUAUAUAUAUAUUAUAGUAUGUGACUGUGUAAAAGAAAAAGGCAAUAAGCAGAAAAAGGAAGGAGAAAAAUGGCUGCAGGUAAUAGUAAUGGGCACCGUUGUACCGUUGUGGACGAUGACGAGGAACGUGAAACCAAUGUGCGCAAGAUUCAGCCUGUGUCCAGCUCCAUUCCAGGGCCAAGGAUUUUGGAGUCACCUGAUAUGGAUAAGAGACUGCAGUUCUCCUACAAGUUGGCUCAUCUUCUCGGCUUCGACGAGUUUUACACCUCAGAAGUGUGGCGGGCGUCGGUGGGGGAGCUGCUAGGGACGGCGGUGCUGGUGUUCAUGCUAGAUGCAGUAGUGAUCUCCACGGACGAAUCCGACGUCAAAAUGGCGAAUCUGAUAAUAUCAGUGCUCGCAGCAGUUAUGAUCACGAUUCUUCUCCUAGCCGUCCAUCCGAUCUCCGGCGGCCACAUUAAUCCAAUAGUAUCCUUCUCCGCCGCGCUGGUUGGCCUCAUCUCCAUCACCCGAGCCCUAAUUUACACGAUCGCCCAAUGUCUCGGCGCUGUAUUAGGUGCCCUAGCCUUGAAGGCCGUGGUUAGCGACGCGAUCGAGAGGAAAUUCUCGCUCGGAGGCUGCACCGUCACCGUAAUCGCGCCUGCAGGUCCGAGGAGCAGCGGCGUCGCCGUCGGGCUCGGGACGGCGGAGGCCUUCUGGCUGGAGGUCUUCUGCAGCUUCAUCUUCCUAUUUGCCUCGAUUUGGAUCGCGUACGAUCAUCGCCAGGCGAAGGCGCUUGGCCGCGUGGUGGUUUUCUCCAUAAUUGGGAUUGUGCUAGGGCUUUUGGUGUUCGUCUCCACUUCCGUCACCACCGCCAAAGGAUAUGGCGGCGCGGGGAUGAACCCGGCCCGUUGCUUCGGACCGGCGGUCGUUCGAGGCGGCCGCCUUUGGAAUGGACACUGGGUGUUUUGGGCCGGACCGGCCAUAGCUUCUGUAGGGUUUUAUUUGUACACAAAAAUCAUCCCAAAAGAGCACCACAAGUUCAACGGCUAUGAUCAUGACAUCUGCAACGUUGCCAAGGCUAUAUUUAGAAGUCAUUAA
Molecule: messenger RNA, 1180 nt
Organism: Andrographis paniculata
Lineage: Eukaryota; Viridiplantae; Streptophyta; Magnoliopsida; Lamiales; Acanthaceae
Product: aquaporin TIP3-2-like
Exons: 3
Coding region: 173-1180 (335 amino acids)
Biological process (GO): transmembrane transport
Cellular component (GO): membrane
Molecular function (GO): channel activity
Source: RefSeq, a predicted model, not a curated record